Molecule: messenger RNA, 3560 nt
Organism: Pseudophryne corroboree (corroboree frog)
Lineage: Eukaryota; Metazoa; Chordata; Amphibia; Anura; Myobatrachidae
Gene: TMEM150C
Product: transmembrane protein 150C
Exons: 9
Coding region: 464-1222 (252 amino acids)
Cellular component (GO): plasma membrane
Source: RefSeq, a predicted model, not a curated record
AUAAUAGAGAUAUAGAUAUAUAGAUAGAUCUAGAUAUAUCGGAAAAUAGAGACCACAAAGAAGAAGGAAAGGCGGGACAGUAAGAGAUUAGCAUGCUACAAGAAAGGAGGGUAGGGCUGGCUGCUGUGGGUUUGGAGCUGUUAAGAAUGUAAACAUAGAGAAUGAGAGAAAGCAGCGAGAAGGAGAGAUGUGAAGUGGAAAGCAGGAGAGAAGGCAGGAUACGAGUGUGUACUGUAUAGCUGCUGCAGAAGCAGAGGGAGGAGAGAGAGGACGAUUCAGCAGAUCUCCCCACUCUCUCUUUCUCUUAGCAACCCGGACUCCCUUUCCAGGUAGAUCCAAGCCGCUGCCACCGUGGAGCCUUUCAUCCCAUGCUGCAGGUGAUUGUCUCUGUGAUGAUCAAGGAAUUUCAUUCAGUUACUGCAUUUUCCAGAGCUCUAUAAGUCUGCUGCCGCCAACAGCAAAUAUGGAUACAAAGCAAUGCAGUCUGUGGAUGUUCCUACCUCUUGUAAUGUCUCUUUUCACCACAGUUGGCUUAUGGAUAGUAUACUUCAUUGCCAUAGAAGAUAACAAAAUAUUUCCUUUGACUGUAGAUAAAGGACCAGAUACAAUCUUACGACCGCCAUACAUAAGUAUUGCAGGUGAUGCGCCCCCUGCAAGCUGUGUGUUUAGCCAAGUCAUGAACAUGGCAGCUUUCCUAGCCUUAAUUAUUGCUGUCCUGCGUUUCAUACAACUGAAGCCAAAGACCAUCAGUCCCUGGCUCAGUAUCAGUGGACUUGUGGCCUUGUGUUUGACAUCGUUUGGAAUGACCUUGCUGGGAAACUUUCAGUUAAAAAGCAAUGAACUUAUCCAUAACGUUGGAACCUCCAUGACCUUUGGAUUUGGCACAAUAGCCUGCUGGAUUCAGUCCAUCCUGACAUUUAAGAUAAACAUAAAGAAGGAAGGAAGAAAAACUGGAAUCCCCAGAGUUAUAUUAUCAGCAACAAUAACACUCUGUGUUAUCAUCUAUUUCAUCUUGGAGUGGAAGAAAUGUAACCUGUAUGCACCGAGAGUUCAGUGGGUGCUGGUUAUGUGCUUUGUAACAUUUUUUGGGACUUUGGCUGUGGAAUUCAGACACUGCAGAUUUGAAAUCAUUUGUGUUGAGAACCAGGAGCACCAGGAGAUCUUCCAAAGCAUGUCUGAGAAUAUGUCUGACAUGUCAGAGUACCAAACGGAUCAGUUGUAACACGGGUCCACAAAAGAAGCCCAGGAGUUCCUGUGUACACAGAAAAUACAGACUUAACAUUGUAUCUACAACUCCAAUUAAAUGUGAAAACAUGAAAAAUGACUACAAAGGACAAUCCACAUGGUUCUAAAACUUGGUUUCAGUGUUAUACCAGUGACUUUUUAAAAUUGCGUUUCUAUUGGGGGGUAACAUUUCUUGCCUCAUGUAUUUGUGAAACACAGUCAGUGCUCAGUGACCCGAUAUUCUAACACUACCAAGGCAUUGUUGCAUUGUUUUGCUGACAUUAAUGUAUGUGCAAAUAUAUAGGUUAUUUUACUCUGUACAGAAUUACAUAGAUACUGUAUGGGGGUGAUUCAAUACAAUAUGACUCCGAAUUAGCACCAAUUCAGGUUUUAAGGCUCCAGUGGACAGUAUUAUAACUGGACUUUUUAUUUUUAACACUAAUGGAGUUGUUUUAAAGAAAAUUAACAGUUUAAAAAGAUACCCAAAUGAAAAUGAACAUAUAAAAAUAGCACAAAGUAUGCCUAGGCAAAAUAUAUUUGGAUGUGAAUGUAUUGUGCACGCCUAACUUUGGGUAGUGAUGUUGCUAUUGCUGUAUUUGGAGAAAUUAUCAUGUUACACUUUUCAGAGUUUGUUUUUUAAUUCUAAUAUGGCAGCUGUUACCAAAGCACUUAUAGAUUUGAGUACGCAUCUACUAUAUAAAUCUAGAUAAAAGCACUGUAUGCAUAAUCCCUAUGAAACAAUCUCAGUUCUGUAAUAAGUGUCCCGGCAGCUACAUUUUAAAUCUUGAACUGUAAAUGAAAACAGUGGACUACCCGUAACAAUGUGACUAUGUACAUGCCAUUUCGAGUAUUCUACAGACUUAAAGAAGUCUAUUUACUAAGCCUUGGACAGAGAUAAAGUACCAUCCAAUCAGCUCCUAACUACCAUGUCACAGGCUGUGUUUGAAACAUGACAGGUAGAGACUGAUUGGUUGGUACUUUAACUCCGUCCACUUUAUCUUCACCCAAGGCUUAGUACAUAUACCCCUUAUUCUAUCUCUUCAUACAUCACAAAUACAAAUUAUGAUAUUACCAAUUUAGCUGUGCUUGAAAACACUGCAACACAAAAAUUCACAUGAAUAGCAUGUACUAAAAUUCUUGGUUUGUUAUGUGGGGUGUGGCUAUUAAAUAACAAGACUGACAAUAUUUACAUUUAAUUAUAUUAAGUUCAUUUUAAAUCCAUUUCCCAUCUACAGCAUGUACUCCCCUUCUGCAUCCACAACGUUGCAUUUUUAUUUUCUAUUGGUCAUAGUCAUGUUGUAGCUCAUCUGUCUGCUGUCUCAACAGCUCCGUCAUUUUCUUGUUUACUUCAGUAACUGAUCCAAAGUGGGUUCCUUUGAGUACACAUUUGACUUUAGGGAAAGGCAAAAAGUAAGAUGGUGAUAGGUCUGGCCAGUAUGGAGGGUGUUCUAGCACUGCAAUCGAUUUCUCGGCUAAAAACUGCUUCAGAGAAAGAGAGCUGUGUGGGCUGGUGCAUUGUCCUCUUCAUUCUUGGUGAUGAUGAUGGUUUCCAGUGUAUGGACUGGUGUUGUGUCUUGGGAUCAUACUGGAAGAUCUAUGUCUCAUCACAGGUUAUAACUUUAUCUACAAAAUGCAAAUCCAUUUGAAUUUGUUCCAAAAUGUCUGUCAAAUUUGCUUUCAAAUUUCUUUUCUCACAGUGAGAAGCCUUGGAACCAACUUAGCACAAACUUUUGUCAUGUUAAGAUAUUGAUGCCAAACGUAAUAUCUUUUUUUGUUGCUGUUCUCCAUUUCUGCUAUCCUUUGGUGUCGACGGUCAAUUGAAACAUUUUCUUGAUUUCUUUCCACAUUUUUGUUUGUUUUUGAUGUGCAUGUGUUCAUCAUCUUUCACAGCCUCAUGACUGACACCAAAUCUUUUGUGCCACUCAAACACAUGUUCAUGUGACAUACAAUCUGCCCCAUUAGCCUCAGGUAGCAUACUGAAAAAUUUGAGAGGCGCUUUACUUUUGAACUAAGCAUUUUUAUGACGCAUGGGAAAAACACAACUUCUUUGACUGUUUUGUGACUUCAAACUAUCUGUGCGAAAGGGAUGAAACUUGUAAAACCGUUUUACAAGUCCAAGGCCAAUGUUCCCCCACUUUCUUUUAGCUCAAGUACAGUAGUAUGGUUUAUUUACAAAUAAAGUCUCGUUAUUUAAUAGCCACUCCUAUUAUCCUCCUCCUAUAUAAAUACUCAAAGUUGAUAAUAGACAUGGCACAGCAAACUAAUACACAAAAUGAUUUUAUAUAUAUAUAUAUAUAUAUAUAUAUAUAUAUAAUAUCUCACCAAUCGGCGGCACU